Molecule: messenger RNA, 1246 nt
Organism: Gossypium raimondii (Peruvian cotton)
Lineage: Eukaryota; Viridiplantae; Streptophyta; Magnoliopsida; Malvales; Malvaceae
Product: peptidyl-prolyl cis-trans isomerase CYP28, chloroplastic
Exons: 2
Coding region: 58-927 (289 amino acids)
Biological process (GO): protein peptidyl-prolyl isomerization
Cellular component (GO): chloroplast
Molecular function (GO): peptidyl-prolyl cis-trans isomerase activity
Source: RefSeq, a predicted model, not a curated record
CCCCUAGCUUCCAAGUUCCAACCACUCCAAUCUCCUUCUGCUCCUUUCACUACUCUCAUGGCCUCCCCUCUAUCACCAAUCCAUCCUCUACCCUUUCUCUCUUCUUCGUCCACCGCUACCACCCUCACUCGCCGCUCUCUUCUCCUCUCCUCCACCCUCACCACUACCCUCCCCACCACCUCUCUCUCAUUACCACCUCAACUAGACACCAACAUAACCGACCGGGUCUACCUUGACUUCUCCCUCUGCCCGACCUACUUCCGCAACGCUACUGCCGCCGACAGCAUCCCUCUAUGCUCCGACCCUUCUCCGUUAGGCCGCCUAGUCCUCGGCCUCUACGGCAACCUCCUUCCUCUAACUGUCUCCACUUUCAAGCGCAUGUGCACCUCUUCCUCCUACAAAAACACCCUCGUCCACAAAAUAUUCCCUGGGCAGUUCUUCCAAGCUGGACGCCAAGGCCGCAGUAGAGAAUACGGCGAAGUCCGUUUGCCCCCUGCCUUGGACUUGCCUCGGAACACUGAGACUGUCGACUCUAAGGCCUUCUUGCUUAGACAUUCAAGGCCCGGUGUCGUUUCCCUUUGUUUGUCAGAGAACGACGACGACGAUGAAGUUAAGCUUGAUUCUGAGUAUAGGAAUGUUGAGUUCUUGAUUACUACAGGGCCUGGCCCCUGUCCUCAACUCGAUAACAACAACAUUGUUUUUGGGACCGUGCUUGAAGGGUUGGAUGUUGUGACUGCGAUCGCUUCCAUCCCAACGUACAAACCAUCAGAAAGAAUUCGGCAACUAAAUGACUUGGCUGAAUUCUUCGGAGAUGAAAGAGCACAAAAAGGGCGCACGUUAUGGAACAGGCCUCUUAAAACUGUUUAUAUCAGUGACUGUGGCGAGCUCCAAGUUACCAAGCCUUCAAUGUCACCUACUCUGCCUUAAAACAUCUAUAUAUCAAUUUAUUUAUUUAUAUAUAUAUAUAUUCAUUCUUUAGCCUCCCCUCAUUUGCAUGUACAAACUCCUUGUCUGUAAUCUUGCAUUUUUAGAAAGAGAAGAACACAAACAUAUAACAUCUAUGCAUUAAACAAUUGAGAGGAACCCCAUUCCAGCAAUUCAAGAUUUUUCUUCUCCUAUACAGAGAAAGCUUCAGUCUGGACUAUGGGAAUAGGGCUGCUGAUGUUAAAUUCGACUUACACUAUAUAAUUGUAUUUGUAUGAAUCAACUUAGUUAAAUACCAAGUCUAGCAAUUCAAAGUUUUUAA